GUUGCUCCGUGUGGGAGUACGUUUCAAAAGAAAACACCGCACGGAGCCGCUUUGCACAGCUCCGUGUUGGCUCAUUCCUAGCAGCACCUCUGCCACGAGAGGUGUGCAAAACCGGGUCCGGACCCAGCCUCAGCUGCUCGUGUGCUCUGCAAACAGCCCUUGGAGCGCACGAUUCCAGUUCCGAAAUCUAUCAGCACAUCUGCUCCAGGUUAAGGCAGUACAACUACAACCACGAAAAUCACCCCCACCCGCCUUCCCCUCAGCCUCCCCAAAUUCCUGGGUAAUAAUAACAUGUUGAACCGCCUUCCCUGGGAGCCCUGCGCAACAAAUGGAUGUGCGGAGUUUGCAAAUUAAGCUGCAGCGCUGUGACCCAGAUCUGAUAGGAGUUUCCUUUACAUCAUCCUCAACACUUCCGUUGCCAUAACAAAAGGCGAUUCCACUUUCUGUGCAGCGCAGCGUUGCUCACAGGGAAGCAAACCUCCAUUCUCUGCAUAACAAUCCUCUGAUGAAUAAACGGUAUGAAUAAUUUGAUAUAAACGAUGGUGGUGACGUAGCAGAGGACGCAUUAUAUUUUACACAAAAGUGUCCUCUUGGAGAUGUUGGACUUAACACAAAGAACGGCCCCUGUGCUGCGGGGGAGUGAAAGGCGCUGGGGGCGGCACAGCUGACACCGCCAAACACAGCUGGAGCUCUCAGCAAUACAUGGCUUUACAAGAUCCUUCACGUUUGCACAUGGAAUAAUAAGGAGUGUUUUUAUAAAUUGCAUUAAGAAUUGCUGAAGGGAGCACUUGAACCGUGGAGAAAGGAGAGGAGGGUGAGCUGUGGCUGGUGAGGGCAGGAGGUGCCCCAUGCAUGAGGGCAGCCCCGUGUGCCACCCACAGCCCCCAGAUGCCACAGCCUGCGAGGACGAACCCAGGCUGAGAGGUCCCUCAUUUCUUGCUCACUGGAGCUUUUCUGUGCUGCGAUUUGGAGAAGGCUCCGAUGCACAGCCGGUGGCUGGGAAAAUCAGCAUUGCAUUCAUGGAAAAUGUGAGGUUGUGCUGACAGCGGUGGAAAUGCUGCGUGCUGCUGGCUCUGCCCCGAGCUGCUGCCUCUCAUUCUGCAGCAGGAACACGAGCUCAGCCCAGGGCAGGAUUCAGCUGCACCAGUUCUCUCUUCACACUGCUGGUUUGCAGCUGAGCUGCUGGAACAGAGCAGGAACCUGAACCCUGUUAUGAGCAUCUGAGUCCCAAAGUCAGAUCAGUCGGGCCCUAAAGGCACCACGUGGGGCAGGGCAGGUGCUGCCCAUACCUCCCUCACACCUCUAAAAUCCCUCCCAUGUUCCAGUCCUACGUGCUCAGGGUUCAGAGCAAUGGAAGCAAAGAGUGCUUUCUCCCAGGAGAUACCUAUUGCACAGCGAGAAGCUUUAAAACCAAACUGUUACCCCACAGGGAAGGGAGCAAAUGAGAUGUUAACAAGCUGUGACAAACCUCUGGCAUGAGAAUUUUCAAGCAAGCUGUUCUGCAUCUAAGGCAAUCACUAAAGAUCACACAGCAUCUGAAAACUGAAGGAUAGAGCAGUGAAUAACCUCUCCCUGCUCCACUCCAGAGACCCAUCCGUAGGAAGCAGGGUUGUGAUUUGCACACUAUCUGCACCUGAUUAUGGCUAAUUUUUUGCAUACAGAGCAUGGAAAGGAUCCUGGUUGAGGCAUGGAAAAUACGUGGCCACAUGAGUCAUGUUGUAAUGGUUCAUAAAUCCUGAGAGAAUCACAAAAGCAAAACAUCCAACAUUGCAUCUUCCCUAUCCCUGCCAGCGGAACCCCACCUCUCGACACAGGGAUGUGGGAAUAUGGUGAAAGCAAAGGAAAUAGGAUCAUUUUCUCCUUGGAAUAGAGGAAUCUCAUCAAACAGCAGCCAGGCUCAGAUUUGCAGCCUUCACAGAAGAGGCCAUUCAUGAGGCGAAGAAACAGGAAUGAACUGCUCCUCAGGAUGCCAAACCAAAUUUACAAUUCCUACCGCCUGGGCUCCAGCUCCAUCCUUACCUCAUGGAGUGGCAGCCCCAGCACCCCACGCUGUGCCCUCAUUGCUGGAAAGGGCCCAGGGAGGCAAUGGGACAGGACUGGGACUUUCCCGGUGGUGCUGCGUGAGAGCACAGAAAGGCCUUACACUCCCAAAGAGUUGGAGAAGGAGGGACCAUGCAGCUCUCCAGAGCCAUCAGGGUUGGAACACCAGAGCAGUGGGGCUGGAACUGGGUGAUCUUUGCGGUCCCUUCUCUCUUAAGGCACCCUAUGAUUCCACAGCUCUGUGCAGGUUGUGCAAAUGGAGCGCUGCUCUCCUGGGGGUGUUGGGUGGAGGCUGCGCAUCUCUGGAAAAACACAGCUCUGCGUGGGCACGAGUGGCUGCAGUUCACUCUUAUCUGCCCAAGCACAGAGACUUCCCCAGCCCACGUCAGCCCCUCUCCUGCAGGAGGGCUCAGCUCGCCCUGCCUAUCAGCGGAAGCAGCACAUCUCCAUCAGGCCGGGACCUCACCGCUUAUCUGUGUGCGUCACAGCACCGGCUGCUGCUUCCUUCAGAUGGCCUUUAAUUAACCUCUGCAGCAAGAGCAAGGAGGGAGGGAAGCGGGAUUAGAAAUAAAGAAACAGAACUGUGGUGGGCUGAACCCAACAUGGGGGCUGCGGGGCGGAAACCAAACCCUGAACUGUCCCCAAGGCCAUGGAAGAGCCCUGCACAGCCCCAGGAGCUGGGGAGGCUGCGGCCCUCCAGCACUCCAUGGCUGUGUGUGGGGAUGACAUCUUUGAAGGCACUGAAGCAGUGUGGGAGGACCUCAAGCACUGCACAGUGCUGCUCGGAUCCCUCUCAAGCAGAAGGAUGCCAUGGGACACGGAGGCCAUAAGAGUUUCAAUGCAGUUUACACACUAAAUCAAAUUCAAAGUGUGUCAGAUGUGACUGUGCGUUAUUUUCAAGUGCAGCCCAGAGCAGGGAGGAGACCCAAAUGAGUCACUCGAGCUCUGACAAACAAUCCCUAUGGGUCUGGAUGCGUGCGUCCCCCCAACAGCUGACACCACAGCUACGUCUCUGCUCCGACCACGCUGGCUCUGGGAAUGCCGUGACAGGACGAGCCGGUGCUUCCGAGUGUUAAGGACUGCGAGGAGGAAACGCACAAGCACAGUCACUCACACAGCCUUUCCCAGCUGCCUCCCAGUAGUGCAGCUCCUGCAGCAGCAUGGGGACCUCCAGGAGUGGGCAGUUGGCACCGCGGCUCGCACUGUGCUGUGCUGCGUGGGGACUGGGCCUGGCGGCGCCUGAUUAUGAUGAUUACUCUCAGAACAGCACCAGCGAGCAGAUAACGACAGCAGAGAUCACACCGUGCCCCCGAGCCAUCCCCGGCGAAACGGCCACCAUAGACAACACGACGUAUCUGCUGCUGCACGAGGCCGCUCGCUCCCAGCUGAGCAGUGGGGUCACAGUGCUGCUCAUCCCCUCCCUCUACAGCCUCGUCUUCCUGCUGGGGCUGCCCUCCAACGGGCUGGCCCUCUGGGUUUUGGCUACCAGGACUGAGAAGCUGACCUCCACCAUCUUCCUGAUGAACCUGGCUGCAGCAGACCUGCUGCUCAUAUCGGUGCUGCCCUUCAAGAUAUUCUACUAUUUCCUUGGGAACAACUGGCCCUUUGGGGAAGGUCUGUGCCGGGUCACCACAGCUUUUUUCUAUGGGAACAUGUACUGCUCCGUGCUGCUGCUCACGUGCAUCAGUGUGGACCGGUACCUGGCAGUGGUGCAUCCUUUCUUGUCGCGUUCUUUCCGUACCCCUGCCUUUGCUGCCUGGACCUGUGCUGCUGUCUGGCUCUGCGCUGCUGUCAUCACUCUGCCCCUGACUCUGCAGCAGCAGUCGUAUCCCCUGUACAGAGCAGACAUCACCCUGUGCCACGAUGUUCUCCCUAGGCAGGAGGAUGACGGCUUUUACUUCUACUACUUCGUCUGCCUCGUCGCCUGCGCUUUCCUCGCUCCGCUGGUGGUGAUGCUGUUCAGCUACUGCUCAGUGCUGCAAGCCCUCCUGGGCAGUGGGAAGCGCUACUCCCACUCCAUGAAGCUCACUGCUCUCGUGCUGUUCACACUCGUGGCCUUCUACACUCCCAGCAACGUUCUCCUCCUCGUUCAUUACUCCAGCUAUCAGUGCAAGCUGUACGGCAGCUGGUACGUCGGCUACAUGGUGAGCCUGGCCAUCAGCACCUGUAACAGCUGUGCUGACCCCUUUGUCUACUACUACGUAUCAGAAGAUUUCCGGGAGAAGGUGAGGAGUACAUUCUUCAAUCGCAGCAAAACCCCCUCCUUACAAACCUCCAAAGAAACACUUCCUCAGAAAAGCUCCAAGGAGUCACUGGUGUAAGCCUCCAUCCCAGCUCCCUGCCCCAAGGCACUUCCAACACACUGCGGGGACGGGACAAAGCACUGGGACUUCACAGGUUUCACCCAGAGCAGUGAGGAGCAGUUCCCAGCAGACAAGCCUCACGAAGAAAGAACCACAUUUUUCUGCCUGCACAGCUAAGAGCAAAUCAACCCAGGUCACAGCGUUCCUUAAAGGAUGGUGAGUCCCAGUGACUCAACACGUGAGAUGUGGAGUGCUGAGCACAUAUAGAUCUGCCUCUGGGACACUGCACGCAACUUCUCAUCUGGUUACACACCGCCAGGAUGGUUUUGUUGUACACCCAGGUCUGCUUUUAAUGCGUGCUGUGAGCUGGCUGCUAUCUGCCUUCUAUUCAUUUUUCUGGCUUCCUUGCUGUCCUUGAACACAUUCUUUUUACCUAAAACUGAAGGAGAACAGGCACUUGCAUAACCAAAUUUCUAAACAUUUCAAAAAUAUCAGGAGGUACUUACAUAAAAGGCACCCAUUGCCUGAACUAAAAUGUUCUGUCCAGAGAACACAAAGCAUCAGCUUUUCUAGCUGUUAUGUUCUUGGCUCAACCAAGAAUCACCACCCCAGUAAAGGCAGCCCACGUCAUAAAUGUAAAAACCCAAUUCCUUCAUCCCUGUUGAUGCUAACGACCUCUGCUACCCAAAAGGCCAAAACUGUAUUCUGUCUCUUGAAGGAAAAUAUUAAAGAAGGAAAUGAGAAAACACUCAGAACACUUUUUUUUUUUUUUUCUUCAUAUCACAAAAUGAAGAGCUUUCUUUUAUGAAACAGGUGAUUACACUCAUUGCUCAGCCCUGGGGUGUGCUGCAAACUAUUCAAAACACAGCUCAGCUCUGGGCACAUCUCAACAAGGAGCAAGGCAGAAAACGAGCAACAAAAUUCCUUAGAGUUCCUGAAUUUUGUGGUUCUAUUGGUACAGCCACGACUGUGAUCUACAACCAAACCACCCUACAGCCUACAGUGUGAAUAAAGAGACAGAAAAGAUUGUUUUAAAAUCAGUUUUUAAUAAAAUAUUUACCAGAAUCUAAAACAAACCCUUUUCUGGACUCAAAGUUGCUAAGAUGUGUGUGUGAACAAAACAAAAAUGCUCAUAGAAUGGUGUGCUCACAUGUAAGUGCUGGGGUGGAAUGCAGGUGAAAAAGCAGAGCCCAUCUCCUGUGGGUGCAGCAGUGCAGCUGGAGAGGCAGCGCAGACUGCUGUCACUCCAUCAGGAGGAGCAAGCACCAGAAAACCAAAACAGGAAAAGAAACAACAAAAUGAGCUGAGGUUUUCCAAAUAGGUCAUCUGUCAACCAUAAUGCAAACCAGGUUACCCCGCGUUAAAUAUCAGUUGUCAGUGUUAGCAAAGCAAGUGCUGUCGUUUCCAUGAUGUUAUUCAAGCAAGCUGAACGUUCUGAGGGUUUUUCUCCUACUGAGGCUGAUUAAAAAGAAGGGAAAGAGCUAAGACUAAAACACCCAGACAACAAAGGACAAGGGAGCUAUUGCUUUAAAAUAAAUACCAUAGUAAUGGUUACUCUGCAUAAUGUACAGUUACAAAUAUAUAAAUAUUAAUUUCACUGAAAGGAUUGCAAGCAGAAAGUCACCAAUAAUUAGCACUGCUGUUGGCUAUUUAGUAACGUAACUUGGGGGAAGCAGAAAUCUGUCUCACAAACCCAUCAGAGAAAGGAAAGGAGAAGCAUCUCUCUAACAGAGGGAGGCACACAUCUCUAAGCCACAGCCAACUCACAGCCCAAAGCAGCAGCAGCUCUGCUGGCAUUCCACCACUGGGUUUGUCUCUUCCUUGGUGACAAAUGAACCCAUUCUCUCCUAGCUAUGAAGAGGAGACAGCCCAAUGAUUGCCCUGAAACUGCCCCAAGGAGCCCCUUUCUUGAAUCUGGAGUUACUCCAUUACACACAGCAGGGCCUGAGGAAAAUGAAGUCACAUUUAACACUCAGCUCAAACCCUCUGCCUUCAUCAGCUCAUCCCACUGGGGACACUGCUGGACUGCCCAAGGAUCUACGAGAGCACCAACAUGAAAUUACCUCAAACAUCCUUCUGAAACUACUGAAGGGAUGAGACAGGAAAAUUGAACCCAGGAAGGGAAAGAGCACAGGAGGCUGAAGAGCUCAGGCACAGGUCCCAUCUUCCCAGGGCAGUUGGUUACACUGACAGAAUCACGGUGCCCAAAUGUCUUAUUCUCCCGACUCAAAGCACUGAACAGAAGCUGAAACCAGUAAACAGCAGGGUUUGUAUCGUGCAGCUUUGAUAGCCAGGAAAAAAAAAAAA
Phasianus colchicus (ring-necked pheasant) is the source of this 6650-nucleotide messenger RNA. It is a transcript of the gene F2RL3, whose product is annotated as F2R like thrombin or trypsin receptor 3. Gene Ontology annotation, biological process: positive regulation of Rho protein signal transduction; thrombin-activated receptor signaling pathway; phospholipase C-activating G protein-coupled receptor signaling pathway. Gene Ontology annotation, molecular function: thrombin-activated receptor activity. Gene Ontology annotation, cellular component: plasma membrane. Lineage: Eukaryota; Metazoa; Chordata; Aves; Galliformes; Phasianidae. The record is from RefSeq and is a predicted model, not a curated record.